This is a messenger RNA of Periconia digitata, 549 nucleotides long. NCBI's taxonomy places the organism in Eukaryota, Fungi, Ascomycota, Dothideomycetes, Pleosporales, Periconiaceae. The record is from the annotation of a GenBank genome assembly.
CUCAUACUCACAAAUCAGCUACCUUCACUUGAUCGAGCUUCUCUUUACUUCUGUAUUAAACCAUCAUCAUUCGAAUUCAUGGAAUCUUUGAUCGAUACGUUUGUGUCGUCUUCGACCUACAAUUCAUUGCCACAUAUCCAAGAUGUCUCGGAUGCUCCCAAAACUCACAUCCAAGACUUGGAAGAUCUCCGAGCCCUUCUAGUCAAGCACAAAGUUCCCAGAGACAUUUCAAUCCGUUCGAUCCACAAACACUUCGACACUUUUGACGACGAAGUCAUGGUCUUUCAGAAUGUCGCACUACCAGCAUAUGGUACGGUCCAAAUCAUGAAACCGACCGAGUCGCCAAACUAUCAAGCCUACGAGUGUGGCAACCAUGAUCUCCCCAAUAUCAAAGCUCUAGAGCCUUUUCUUGGCGAAUUUUGCCAAAUGGUCACGAAGAGAGGUCUGCAACGAAUGUCCGGGCUCAAGAUCAAGCAGAGAGAUGUGUUGGAUAAGGGAUCAUGGACUGGAUUUGAAUUCCACGAGAAGCGCAGCACAAUGAUGCUUUAG